Molecule: messenger RNA, 6007 nt
Organism: Fopius arisanus
Lineage: Eukaryota; Metazoa; Arthropoda; Insecta; Hymenoptera; Braconidae
Product: ras-specific guanine nucleotide-releasing factor 2
Exons: 21
Coding region: 58-4581 (1507 amino acids)
Biological process (GO): Ras protein signal transduction; positive regulation of GTPase activity
Cellular component (GO): plasma membrane
Molecular function (GO): guanyl-nucleotide exchange factor activity; protein binding
Source: RefSeq, a predicted model, not a curated record
AUUUUUAUAUACAAGUACAGUCUAAAAAAAUUAUUAUAGUAACUUGAAGUGAUCAUCAUGCUCAGUCCGAAAAUGCAGAAAACUGUGAGAGUCAAUGAUUCACAAAUAUUGAUGUUAUCUGAGAGAGCCCAUUUCGAUCAUUCCUUGACUGGUUAUUUACAUAAACGUACCGCUGACCUAAACAAAUGGCAACUUCGGUGGUUCGUACUAUAUCAGAAUUUGUUAUUCUAUUACGAGAGCGAAGCAUUUUCUCGACCCAGUGGCGUUAUAUUACUAGAAGGAUGUUACUGUGAUCGUCUCAUUACAACACGUGGAAAGGAAUUAGAUAAACAGCAUUGCUUCGCGAUAUCUUACAGGCGUGAAAAUCAACGGCAAUAUGAGUUAAGAACAGCUUCCGAGUCAGACUGCAAAAUGUGGAUUGACGCAAUAAGGGAAGCUAGUUUCAACAAGUUAUUACUUCAGAAAGAGGAACUAGAGCAAAAACAUCUGCACUUGUUGCAAAUCGUAGAGAGCGAGAAAACAGCUAAAUGGCAGUACACACAGCAAUGUGAGGAGUUGGCAUCGGAAAUAAAGAAACUUCGGACUGAGCUAUGCGCUUUGAAACGGGAACUUCGGCCAAGCUCAGUGACCUCAUUGAUUUGUGCAGAGCAUGGGAUGCAGCAACGGACUAUAUCCCAAAUUGGCUGUCCCAUCGGCGUGGCAUCCUCUCAUUCAGCUUCCUUCGGUGCAUAUGAUUCUAAUGCCCAUAGCACUGGUCUUCACAGCGGAGCUAAAGGUAUCACGGAGAGAUCAAGCGAUAUAGAAAAAAUAAAGAAAGUUCAGAGUUUUUUUCGCGGAUGGCUGUGCCGGCGCAGAUGGAAGCAGAUCGUUGAACAAUACAUCAAAAGUCCUCACGCGGAAAGUAUGCGCAAAAGGAAUAGUUUGGUAUUUCAAAUGGUCGAAGCAGAGGAAGAGUACAUGGAACAGAUCGACACCCUUGUGACUUGUUUCUUGAGACCAUUCAAAAUGGCGGCGAGCUCCAAAAAACCGCCAUGCAGUCAUGAAGAUGUGAAUAGCAUCUUUCUAAAUAGUGAGACUGUAUUAUUCCUACAUCAGAUAUUUCUCAAGGGUCUAACCUCACGUUUAGAGAGUUGGCCAACAUUGAUACUCGGUGAUUUGUUCGACAUGCUGCUACCAAUGUUAUCGAUUUAUCAGGAGUAUGUGAGAAAUCAUCACUAUAGUCUUCAUGUAUUGACAGAAUGCAAGCAAUCUUCAGCGUCAUUCGCAGCACUUUUAACUCGACUUGAGAGUAAAACAGCUUGUCGCGGCAGAUCUUUGGAGACAUUUCUCACUUACCCGAUGCGUCAGGUACCACGAUACAUAGCCACGCUUCAUGACGUAUUGGCACAUACACCUCAUGAUCAUGUAGAACGGAAAAGUUUACAAAAUGCUCGUCAGCAAUUAGAAGAUUUAUCGCGACAAAUGCACGAUGAGGUUAGUGAAACUGAAAAUUUACGCAAGAAUUUGGCCAUUGAGAGAAUGAUUGUCGAAGGCUGUGAUAUUCUGUUGGAUGUUAAUCAAGUUUUUGUGAGACAAGGCACACUCAUACAAAUGGUAGAUAAACCUCGGGGUGUACGUAGUAAACUCAGCUCGACAUUUGGUAGCAAGACUGGCGGCGAUAGAGAAGCACUGAGACAAUGUUUUUUAUUUUCUAAUCAUCUUAUAUUGACGACACGCCAAUCUGACGAUGAUGGCCGACUCAGCCUCGUUCCAGCAAUUGGUAAAAUUCCACUUUCUGAUGCUAUACUCAUAGAAGAUCCAAGUGACUCUAGUGCCACUAAUGAUGAUGAAUUAUCAGUAUGCUCUAUGUCAAGUGGAAUUAGUGAGAGCAGCGGAAGUGGAAGUGGAAGUAGUGGUACAUUACAUGGUAAUCGAGAUUUCAAAAUUACAUUCGAUAUGAAAUCCGGUGGACCUCCAAUAUCCGUUCAUCUCGUAACUACGACAAUGCAGGAAAAAGCAGCGUGGAUCAGUGACAUAAGUCAAUGCAUGGAUAAUGUACACUUCAAUGACCUGUUACAUGGCUCAUUAUCGGAUACGAGUUCCGUGACGAUGCCGCAAUCGGUCAAAAAUGACCCCCAAUUAUUCAAAGACGAUAUAGAUAUCAGAUUUAGUCGUACUUUGAAUUCAUGUAAAUUACCUCAAAUUAGAUACGCAACACCAGAAAGAUUACUACAGCGGUUAACUGACUUGAGGUUCCUCAGUAUUGAUUUUCUGAAUACUUUUUUACUUACAUAUCGAGUCUUUACAGAUGGUGUCACUGUUCUCCAAGCUCUCAAAAAAGUUUUUUAUGAACCUGAGCCACCAGACGGACAAAUGCCCAGUGGGUCAUUGGUAUCGUUGGACGGUCUUACAAGUAUGAUGGGCGAAGGAUUCCUGCACAUUGAUGACAGAAGAAGAAGCAGCCUCUCACCUCGGAGAACAAGUGGAGCAAGUUCUGUGUCGGGAUAUGGUUCAGAGGUUAGUGAUUGUCGAGAGACAAGAAAUCAACACAAUUGUGAUUUAUUUGCGGGCGCGCAGAUUGCAAGCUCAAAGGGUAAUUGGCGUGCUGGUUAUCCUAAAUUGGAGAAGGAGCAUGCACUAGGUUUCGUUUCUGAACUACCUCCGAUCAUCAAACAAAGUCCAACAUUGCAAUUGCCAGGGACAUCCUCUGGGAAACAAUCCCCCAAAGAGAGUAAAAACGUCAGUAUCAAGCAGCAGGACUUGGAGGAAGAUGGUAGUCAUCUGACAAUUCCAAAAGUUAUAAAGGGAUCAUCAAGUUCGGAAACGCUUACCGGUGAUAUUCCUGCAUCCAGUUCACCAUCGUCACCGAGUAACUUGAGCUCAGUGACCUUAAUAGGAUCAACAGGUUCUGGAUCAGGGUCUGCAACGGACCUUGGUCCUCAAGAUCGUAAUAUAAUAUAUCCAAGAACGGCGGCACAUCAACAAGAUGACGUAGCUAUCUCGGAGAUUAAUUCCAAAUUCGAUACACAUUUUGGAUAUGACGACUAUCCACCGACAUCUCCCAUGUCAACAAGAUCAACUGCCCUAUCAAUGUCAACGAGAUCGUCAAAUACUCAGAGGCAAAAUUCAGACAAAGAUGACGCAUGGAUAGUUGAUGAGUGUACUCCACCUACUGAUUUUUCUUUCUAUUUCAACCAAAACCGGAAAUGCUCCGAGCAACAUCGUGCUUCAGUCGUUUCUGCUCCGCCAUCUUCAAUGAGAUGUAGUUCUAUUACAACAGGGAACUAUUGGUCCGGCAGAAGAUCUAUUCAGGAAGGUGAAAUGAAACAACCCUAUUAUUUUCAACACGAUACCUCACGAAUACCAACCAAAGCCGGAGUUGUUAUAACGAGUUCAAGACAGAGCCAUCGGAGGAGCAGUACUUCGACGGCGGCGACAGCUUUCGCCAUUGCUACAUCGGGCUCCAGCAACCCACCCGACAAACCUUCUGAUUAUUCAGAUGAGAGUAAUCGAAGUGGUUCAUGUCGAGAUCACAAUAAGCGCAGAGAAACCGUCUCAACUGCUGCUACAAUGCGGGUGUUGAAUGUAUUGAGGCAUUGGGUCUCCAAACAUUUUCAGGACUUUGAAUUCAAUCAUCAAUUGAAGAAUUUGACCAUUGAAUUUUUGGAUGAUAUUGUUGGAAGUCCAAAUCUGUUACCGGCAGAACAUAAAGCUGCAAGUCAAUUAUUAAGAUUCAUUAGCAAGGAAGAGCAAGAGCAUAGAAAAAUUUCGCUGCAUGCGCUUCUAGCGACUCCAUCAAUUCAGAGUAAAGAAUGUAUUGAAACUCUCUCAGCAUUAGAAAUUGCUGAGCAAAUGACGUUCCUGGAUCAUAAAAUUUUUGUAUCUAUAUCGAGCGAGGAAUUUCUCGGUCAAGCAUGGAUGAAAACGAAUAAAACUUCACGAGCGCCGCACAUUAUUCUCAUGACGAAGAGAUUCAAUGAAGUAUCACAAUUAAUAGUAUCGGAGAUUGUUCGUCGAUCCAACAUAUCAGCCAGGGUAGCUGCCAUUGAAAAGUGGGCAGCAGUUGCUGAUAUUUGCCGUGUACUUCAUAAUUAUAAUGGUGUUCUGCAAAUAUGCGCUGCAUUCACGAACAGUAGCGUUUAUAGAUUAAAAAAAACAUGGGAGAAAGUUUCUAAAACGACAAAACAGACUAUAGAGCGGCUUCAGAUUAUCGUUUCAUCAGACGGACGAUUUAGAAAUUUGAGAGAUGCGUUACACCGAUGUGAUCCACCUUGUAUCCCAUACUUGGGACUAUAUUUGACGGAUUUAUCAUUUAUCGAAGAGGGCAGACCGAAUUUCACCGAAGACGGGCUUUUGAAUUUUUCAAAAAUGCGAAUGAUUUCUCACGUAAUUCGAGAGAUUCGCCGCUUUCAGCAGACCCCGUACAAAAUCGAACACAUAUCCAAAGUGACAAACUAUCUAUUGGAUGUUACCCUUCUCCUCGACGAGGAAGCACUCUAUCAUAUGUCAUUAGAAAUAGAACCGCGAACAUCAAGGCUCAGCAAUGCAGCUGUAAUUGAUCUUCCACCAGUUGGUCAAAUUUCCUUAAAACGAGAGAACUAAAAAGUUACUCAGUAUUAUAUUGAUAAAUUAGAUAUAAAAACCAUUCUUGGUGUGUUUAACGGGAUACUGAAAAGAACCAUAUAAAUUAUUUCCAAAUUCAGAGCAUUUAUUCAAAUGUUAAGUUUAGUCUUAUUGGAGUUAUAUCUUCACAUUAUAUAGGAGUGUGUCAAAUGAAAAAUUAUUUGCAGGCCAUAUUCAAAUAAUUAAAAUAAAAUUUUCUAUAGGUUAAUAAUAAUAGGGACAAUCGGUUUCCAUGUUAAAAUCGCCCAAAGGGUUACAUUGAGUUACUGAAUUGAAAAUUUAUAUAUGAACCAAUGAAUGAUUAGACACAAAUGACUAUUUAUUUUCAAUUUUCAAGAAGAUGAAAAAACAUAUCACGAUUAUGUGGAAAAAAUCGAUCGAAAAAUUCAAUGGUUUAGGUGUAUUACUGUUUUUACAUGGGAAUUGCACAAGUAUUCAGAUAAAUGUAUUAAUCGGAUACUUGCGUGAUAUUCACCAUCAAAAUUAUGUGAUUCCCAAAAUUCUGUCUCUUGAUAUUUGAAAUAUGAGUAAAGGUGUAAAGACAUAACUAGAAAAAUUCGACGUCUAAGUGCUCUUGUAGAUUGCAAUUGAGCUCAGGACAGAGCGGGCUAGCUCUGAUCACAUAAGACUCCGAUGUUGGUCCCCGACCAACAUAUUAUCCGAGAAAGUAUUCGUAGUCAUGUGGCACUUUCACUUUGAUCUUGCUUCGAUAAUUUCCCUGCUGGCAGGGGAACCAUCAGAGCCAAUAUUUCCCUCCUAGCUUCUCAAUUAUUUUCCAAUUGUUAUCAAUCGUAAAUUCACGUCCAGAAGUUGAUGAUUGAUUUUUAUCCAAACAGGCUAGUUAUUCCUAGAAGGUGUCACGAGAGUACGAGCACUGCCGAUCGAUUGCACGGCAAUACGAGUAAGGAAAAUAAUUUACCGAAUGUCUCUUCGACCCUCAAAAAUAAUUACAUAUAUUCCGGAUGUUCCUGCAAAUUCUAAUAAUUUUAAUGUUCUUGGAGUGUAAUAUUUUAAUACUGAUCGAUCCUCAAAAAAUCUCAGGAAAUAUCUACUACAUUUAACUUAUUUAUCAAUAUUUAAAGAAAAACAAAAUUCUGACUCUCAAGAAUUGAGAAUAUUUCAUCUUUUCUUCGAUUUCAAUGUUCUGUGCGUCUACAUAAUCAAUGAUCACAGAACAGCUAGUUUAUAUUGAUUAUGACUAUACGAUUAAUGAAUUGUGAUCCAACAACUCAAGAUAUCCUCUCUUCAUAUUUCACGAAUUCAUGGCUCAAUUCUCAGUACUAUCAGACAGUACUCCUUUAUUGAAUAACAAUUAUACUCGUUGGAAAAAUCAGACAUAAAAUCUGACACUAGUCACAAUUGUAAUUGACAAUCAAUAAUAUAACAUAAGAAUAAUGAAUGGUGU